This is a messenger RNA of Paramisgurnus dabryanus, 2258 nucleotides long. The record is from RefSeq and is a predicted model, not a curated record. Lineage: Eukaryota; Metazoa; Chordata; Actinopteri; Cypriniformes; Cobitidae.
AGCGCCACGCAUGCGCAGUGGUCACAGGCGGCUGGACUUUAUAAAGCUUGGCGCCAGCUAUUCAUUCAUUUGCACUGAACACUGCGGAUAAAAGCCUCAAGUCUUGUUAAGAAAAUGUCAAAACGCAGUGGUCGUAAUACAUUACAAGAAAGAAAUGGAAACAAACCAGAACAAAACAACAAAGCUCAGAGGAAAAGAAAAGCCGAGUGCAAUAGAAGAAUACCAUCAGCAGCUAAGAAACAGCACUAUGAAAUUCAGAACCUGUGUUCUGGUGAUAUCAGUCCCAGUGUCUUAAUCGAAACGCCUCAAAAGGAACCUCAGGAGACCAGUAACCCUUCUGGUUUUAAGCGAUUCCAGUUUAAAAACCUCUUUGUUAAACCCUCUCCACUGCCAAACCUAAGUUGGGCCAGUUCAGAUGAUGUGUGGAUAAAGAUGCUGAACAAAGAGCUGAAGUACGUACACGACAAGGGCUUCAUCCAGCAACAUCCAGGCCUGCAGCCCAAAAUGAGGUCCAUAUUGCUGGACUGGCUCAUGGAGGUCAGUGAAGUUUACACGCUCCACCGGGAGACAUUUUACUUGGCUCAGGACAUCUUUGAUCGCUACAUGCUGACCCAGAACAACACCGGCAAGGAUCAACUACAGCUCAUUGGCAUAACAUCACUCUUCAUUGCCUCAAAGAUGGAGGAAAUUUAUCCUCCAAAGCUCCAAGAGUUCGCUUACGUGACUGACGGCGCCUGCAACGAGGAGGAGAUUCUCACAAAAGAGCUCGUCAUAUUGAAGGCAUUAAAAUGGGACCUCUGUCCUGAGACAGUCACCUCAUGGUUGAAGCUCUACGCUCAAGUUUACUCCCUGCAGGACGAUGCCAAUUUCCUCAUUCCUCAGUUCUCUCAGGAAACCUACAUUCAGAUCACACAGUUGUUGGAUCUCUGCAUUUUGGACAUUAAUGCUUUGGACUACCAGUAUGGAGUUUUAGCUGCUUCAGCGUUUUGUCACUUUACCUCAUUUGAAACCGUCAAUAAAAUUGCAGGGUUAACAUGGGACAGUAUAUCAAGCUGUGUUGGGUGGAUGAGUCCAUUUGUGAGGACGGUACGCGAGUGGCCCACACCACAGUUGAAGGACUUCAAAAAAGUGACAACAGAAGACCGGCACAACAUACAGACCCAUGUAGACUACCUAGCCAUGCUGAGUGAAGCGCAUGAACGGGAAAAGGACAGUUUGGAUCGAAUGUCUCCAAUGGCUGUAGGGGGAUUAUUAACCCCACCUAAAAGCACAGAGAAGCCUAAUGCCUGAUGGGUUACAAGGAAGAACGUUCUGGAGCCAAUCUACAUAUAAAGGCUAUUGCAUCUCAAAGACGUUUCACCACAGACCCCCUCGUCCAAGACACCAAAAGAGACCAACGGCCGUGUGCGGUACUUCUAUACUUUUCCACGGCCGGGUAUUGUAAAGUUGAUUUUGGGAGUCGUAUGUGAGAAAACGACAUACGAGAAGCUGAUAAGCUGUAGGCCAUAGACAUUCCAGACAUGUGAAAUUAAGGAAGAAUCCUGGUUUCUCAAAGCAGUAUUUGAAGUACUCAAAGUGCCUGCCAUCGAAGAAUGGAGAAAAAUCCAUUUAUUAAUCUUAAGUAAGGAAAACGUAACGUUGUUAGACUUGAAGCAUACAUAUAUCUGGCAACGUUGCCAGUUAAAAGGUCGUCUGCUGCUCCUUCAAAGAACAAAUGUUACAGUUUAUGUUGUGUAAAUAUGAUUUAAUUUUAUGUGUUGUGAAACUGUUCUGCCAUUAACUUGGUGCUUGGUCAAACAUGUGCUUGUUGUACAGGAAAACCUUGUAUGUCAAGCAUAGUCGGUUAUGGCAAAUGUUUGCUUUUUUUAAAGAUGUAUUGUUUGAGUCGUUCCCACGCAUCUUUAUUUUCAUGUGAUGGAAGACAUUCCUGAAAGACUUGACUAUUUCACCCCCUUUGGAAGUUUAACCAAACUAAACAUUUGCGAGCAAAAUUUGCCUAUUUAUUUUUACUAUAGGUAGUAGAUUUUAGAUGACUUGUAAUAUUUGAAUUGCAAUUCCUCAAUGCCAAAGGCAUAUUUAAUAAAUUUGAGGUGCUUGGUAUUUAUGAAUUUAAUGCAUUUUUGUGUAGCAUUGCUUGAUUUAAAUUUUUACACCUGGAUUUGAGAGCCGGUGUUUGUAAACAUUGUUUGAAUAAGAACACUGUAAAAUAUAAAUUGUACAUAAGAUGUAUAUGUAUGCAUACGAAUAGCAAUGUCCUG